CGCUGAUUGAUAGCAGUCCUAUAGCCCCAUCCCCCGAACGAAGUGCGAGCGGCGAAUGUGCUCCGCACGCGACUGCGCACUAGUGCGCACCAGUGACCAGACACCACUGGCCCCGAAGGAGAUCCCACGUCCAGAACACCAGAGUACUCUCCAGAGGAUCCUGGGCCCCCGGACGUCUAAACUCUAAACUGGUGUUGAAAGAUGACGUCUGACAAGUGAAGGAUCUAACCUCCCUCGUUUUGUAUAUUUACACUGCAUUUUUAUCGCGGUGCGACCUGGUGCGACCAUCUCCCUAGGAGGCUACCAUGGACGACGAUGCGGCCGCGCUGCAGAAUCUCGAACAGCUCAUGACAGAGUUCUUCUGCCCGGAGACGACGAACGAGAGGAAGCGCACGAUCGAGCGCAGCUUCCAGGAGUUCGCCGGGCAGAUCGAUUCCUGGAAGCCGUGUCUGCAUUUCUUGUCCUCCACGAGCAACCACUACGUCAGUAUGUUCGCUCUGUCCACUCUGGAGACGACCAUCGGCAGGAGGUGGCCCAUCCUCCCGUGGGAAGACAGGGCUCUCACAAGAUCCACCUUGUACACCCUGUCGCUAGAGAGGGACGUCGCAUCCUUUGUGAGGAACAAAGUAGUGAAACUGGUAGUGGACAUAGCGAGACACGACUGGCCGCAUUUCUAUCCGGAUUUUUACUCUAAUAUUUUACAGCUGUUGGGCCACAAACACACAAGACUGCUGGGACUUGUAUAUUUGAGAACAGCUUCGGAGGAACUAGCCACGCCGAGAGAGGAUUUACCAAUGCACAGGAAAAGCGAGCUAUUCAGGCUGUUAAGUGCACAAGUGCCUCUGACUUUGGAUACACUUACAGUUCUUCUGAAAGAAACUACAAACGUGCAAAGCCGUUCUGGGACCGUGACACCACCUCCGUCACCUACCAGCGGACAAAGUCUUGCACCUGCGCGAGCGGUGCUGGACGUCGAGGGAUUAGCAACGGGAACGAGUGAAGUUUGCACAGCUACUCUUGAAGUUCUGGCGCACCUGUUUAGUUGGAUAGACGUGUCGGGCAGUAUCUCCAGUAACUUGAUAGAUGCCAUUUUUACAUGUGCCAAAUACCACGAUGCGAUGAAUGGCAAGCAAAUUGAGAUGGCCGUUCAAGCUUUGACUACAAUCCAUGAACUUUUAUACAGACCAUUCUCACCCGACGAGACUGAUACAUUGUUACUGGAGAUAUUUCAGAAUGGCGUUGGUUUAUUCCAGUUAAUGGAACGUCUGGACUCGGUAGAGGAGAGCUACAUGGAAAAAAUGACCGAGUUUUUGCAAUUGUUUAUAACGAAUCACAUGAAAAAGAUGGAGUCAAGCUCAAAGUUUCCAGUAAAUACAUUAUUGGAAGUACUGUGCCAUCAUACAUUCCAGCAAGCUUCUACUGUAAACGGAUAUCUGCGUUGUCUAGAUGUUUGGACCACUCUUUUGGAGAGCACUCAGUCGCGAUACUCUGCCGUCGCCUUAGCUCUCGCCGAGCGGAUCUUACAAAAAAUGAGUUUUAAAUUGAACGCUCGGGUAUUGAGAGAUCUCGACACGGAAAAUUUGGACGAGAAUGAAGAAACAGAAUGGCAACAUUUUCUAAGGUGCAAUAUAGAAUGUUUGGCAAAGAUUGCUGACAUUUCACCUAUCCCGAUAUUUACGUUAUUGUACCGUUCGUGGAGAGAAGGAUUAAUCGUUUUUGGUGAAUUAGGCGCGGCAGUCGCUAAUGGCCGAGUUAUUUUAUUAAAUGAUGCAGAGGCAUCAAAUGUGCAUGCACAUCUGAGAGAUCUAGCAUCGAUUACGCAAGCUUUAACCAGGCUAUAUUCCCUUUUCAUCGGAGAUCAAGCAAACAUCGAUCAAGGUUUAGCCGAAGAAGUUGUGUCACAAACUCUAGAGGCGUGUAUGUUUGCGAGAGAUAAUCAGCUGUAUAAAGCAGCGAUACAACCAGCCGCUAUCGUAAUAGAUCUCAUAGAAGUACAUUCACAGCUUUUGGCUUCUCUUCAAGCAUGGUGUCAUUGGAUAGCCAGAAGACCGAAGGCUAAGGAAACGCUCUGUCAGCGUUGCAUCGAUUCGUGUCUUUGGGCAACGACGUAUACCGCGUCCUGCGACCAUCCGCCUCCUCCAAAUCUCAUCCACUCUGCCAUUCAUCUUUUUCAAAGUAUCACCGCCAUUUUAAAGCCCAUCUUAUGGGACCAACCGACUUUCAGGAAUCUAAUUUCUAUGGGCACGUAUCCGUACUUGAAAUCAGAUACGAUUAAAGUUCUACGUAGAGCAUUGAUAAACGGGAUUAUAUUACCACCUGGUGAUGCAGCAACGAGGCAAAGGUUGUUGGAUACUAUGAUAUUAGCUCUGUCAGCACCUCUGGGUAUGCAAGGACAACCAGUGCCUUCAGAAUCGACAAUUUCGAUGACGAUAAUGCCACUGACUCAGCUACUAGAAGAUUGCGCGUCAUCAUCUACGACUAUAAAGAAGAUGUUGCACUCGUGUCUCGAAUCAAUCAUAAACAGGACAUUAGAAUUAUUGUCUUGUGUGAUAAGGUGCCAGAGUAUAUGCGAAUUGUUACUUAGCUUCCUACAUUCGGCAUUUUCAGUAUUACAACAACAACUGGGCUCCGAAUUUAUGCAAAACGCAGUUCAAGGCAUGCUGCAACUUUAUACCAGGGAAAAUAUUUCUGCUGGUCCAGCGUUGGAUCAGUUAUUGGAAAUUUUGAUACUUGUCGUAUCAGCACCCAGCAAUGCAUUUAAAGCGUUUGUUCCCUCGAUAACGAAUCUAUGUUUGGGUCAAGUAUGGCCUGCUGUUGGAAGCAACCCAAGUGCUCAUCCGGAUACGACGUUAGUUUUACUAAAGCUCUUUCACAGUAUUCUUAUGCAUCGGUGGCAAUAUUUCUAUAAGGCCUCGGUACUACUGACUCUUGUAUUUCCUGACGACGAACCUGAGCACAAAGAAGAAUUAGUAGCAAUUUUAGAGGCUUUUGGUCAAGCUCUACUUCAGUCAGACGUCAAUAUAUUCCGACAGAGCUUGCAGAGUCUCGAACAAUUAAAUAUCAGAUGGCGACUUUAUCAACGACCCGUAUUCAAAGUUCAUCUUCUCGAGAGAUUUCUAAUGGCGUUGUUCACAGUUUUAUUUCAACAGUCCCACAACUUGUUGGCAGAUGAAAUAGCUGCGGCUAUUCAUAGUCUAGCAUCUGUUAAUAUAGGUUGGUUUUUUAACCACUUUUUGCCAACAUUUUUGGCAACUUGCGAAGGCGUAGACGAUAUGCAAAGAGCCACUUUGCUAGGAAACUUUGAUAAAUCCACGGAUCAACCUACUUUGACCAGAUCAGUGCUCCAGCUCAUUUCAGAUUUAAGGUGUUACCAGCUGUGUAGACCGGGUUGAAGCAUGAAUUGUAAUUUGAGAGGGAAUUCACGAUGAAAUUAUUCCAUAAGACUUUUGUGGCAUUUAAAUAAAAUUAACAUUUCCAUCGAAUCUCUCCCGAGUGCCUCUAGAUAGAUACAGAUACAUGAGAUACAAGAGACAUUAACUGUAACGAAAAAAGACAAACCUUUUGUAAACAUUUACCAUUCUGUGUAUACCACUGCCGCACCAUCCUCUUGUGAUGUUGUAAAUGUUAUUAUUGCGAAUAAAACGCCUUUUUUUAUAUGUCUA
Molecule: messenger RNA, 3662 nt
Organism: Temnothorax curvispinosus
Lineage: Eukaryota; Metazoa; Arthropoda; Insecta; Hymenoptera; Formicidae
Gene: ebo
Product: exportin-6-B
Exons: 16
Coding region: 306-3392 (1028 amino acids)
Biological process (GO): protein export from nucleus
Molecular function (GO): nuclear export signal receptor activity; small GTPase binding
Source: RefSeq, a predicted model, not a curated record